GUGUGCGCGCGCAGAGAGCGCCUGGUGGGUAGUGCCAAGGUUUCAUGCUGCCUUGGUGGCUCUGGGCCGGAUCAGGGCUGGGCUCCAGCGGUGCCCUUCCUCCACCUGGCCUACUUGGUCCUGCACAGCUCGGAGCCGGAGCCACGAGAGCUGAAGCAGCGCCCCUACAGCCCGCUUUUCCGCUUCCAUCUCCUUCGCCUCCUCCUCCUUCCCCCAGCCACCCGCGCAAUCAUAACCGGUUCAGGCUGGCCGGGGUGCCCCGAAAAGAAGAGAGGGGGAGGGGGGAACACAGGGUUUAACACCCGGAGGAGGAGGAGAAAUAGAAGGUGGAGACCAGAGGAGGGGUCCGGCGCCCUCCCUCCAUGUGGCCGCCGUUUCUGCGGAGUUCGGCGGGGGCAGAGGGCGGCGGCUCCCCGGGCAGCGCGUAGCGGGACGGAUUGUCCAAUACUCCAGCAGGGGCCGGGGCCAGGGCUGGGCCCGGGCCCCUGGAUAAAAAGUCGCCCGGCAGGCCUGGAGCUGCAAGGGAGAGCAGCAGCCGAGGUCCCGACCGCACCACCCGCCGGGUUCUCCCGGGGCACCGCUCCCUGUGCUGCGCCCCAGAGUCCCCCACCAAGGCCGGUACACAGGACUUACAGAGAACAACAUCCUCGAUCUCACCUUACAAUGGAAAUUAAAAAGUCACCCGAUGGCGGAUGGGGCUGGGUGAUUGUGCUUGUCUCCUUCUUUACUCAGUUUCUGUGUUAUGGAUCCCCAGUAGCAGUUGGAGUCUUGUAUGUAGAAUGGCUGGAUGCCUUUGGUGAAGGAAAAGGAAAAACAGCCUGGGUUGGAUCUCUUGCAAGUGGAGUCGGUUUGCUUGCAAGUCCUGUCUGCAGCCUCUGUGUCUCAUCUUUUGGAGCAAGACCUGUGACGAUCUUCAGUGGCUUCAUGGUGGCCGGAGGCCUAAUGUUGAGUGGUUUUGCUCCUAAUAUCUACUUUCUAUAUUUUUCCUAUGGCAUUGUUGUAGGUCUCGGAUGUGGUUUAUUAUACACUGCAACAGUGACCAUUACAUGCGAGUAUUUUGACAGCCGCCGAGGUCUUGCACUUGGCCUAAUUUCAACAGGUUCAAGUGUUGGAGUUUUUAUAUAUGCUGCUCUGCAGAGGCUGCUGAUUGAGUUCUAUGGACUGGAUGGGUGCCUGUUGAUUGUGGGUGCUUUAGCUUUAAAUAUAUUAGCCUGUGGCAGUCUGAUGAGACCCCUCAAGUCCUCUGAAUGCCCUUUGCCUGAAAAAACAGCUGUGGAAAAUGUACCAGAAAGAUACACCAUUUACAAUGAAAAAGAAAAGAACCUAGAAGAAAACAUAAACAUUCUUGAAAAGUGCUGCGGUAGUGAGGAAACAUACAAAAGCACUUUAGCCAAUGGUGACUGCAAACAAGAAAGUCUCCUUCAUAAAAUCCCAACAACAAUGGCUCACACAAAAGAGGCCGAGACGUAUAAAAAGAAAGUCGCAGAACAGACAUAUUUUUGCAAACAGCUUGCCAAGAGGAAGUGGCAAUUGUACAAAAACUACUGUGGAGAAACUGUGGCUCUUUUUAAAAACAAAGUAUUUUCAGCACUCUUCAUCGCUAUCUUUCUUUUUGACAUUGGAGGGUUUCCACCUUUAUUGCUUAUGGAAGAUGUAGCAAGAAGUUCAAAUGUGAAAGAAGAAGAGCUUAUUAUGCCUCUUAUUUCUAUUAUUGGAAUUAUGACAGCAGUUGGUAAACUCCUUUUAGGGAUACUGGCUGACUUCAAGUGGAUUAAUACCUUAUAUCUUUACAUAGUUACCUUAAUACUCAUGGGCCUGGCCUUGUGUGCAAUUCCAUUUGCUAAAAGUUAUGUCACAUUGGCUAUACUUUCUGGGAUCCUAGGGUUUCUUACUGGUAAUUGGUCCAUCUUUCCAUAUGUGACUACGAAGACUGUGGGAAUGGAAAAAUUAGCCCAUGCCUAUGGGAUAUUAAUGUUCUUUGCUGGACUUGGAAAUAGCCUUGGACCACCAAUCGUUGGUUGGAUUUAUGACUGGACCCAGACUUAUGACAUUGCGUUUUAUUUUAGUGGCUUCUGGGUCUUGCUGGGAGGUUUUAUUCUGCUCCUGACAGCCUUGCCCCACUGGGAAGUAUGCAACAAGCAACUCGCCAAGCCAGCCCCAACAACCUUUCUGUACAAAGUUGCCUCUAAUGUUUAAAAGAAUGUUAGAAGUCAGUAAAAGACUGUUUUUUCAUAGCCAAAUUUCACUGUGGCGGACUUUGAAUGAAUUUUUAAAAAAAUAUCCUAUGUAAUCUAUGUAGUCUAUGUAGUCUCUAUGUAGUCUCUAUCUCCUGUAUUUUUUUUUCUUUGUUUUCUUUUCCCAAGAAGUGGGAGAAGUAUUGUGUUUUGCUAUUAUUCAUGAGUCCUUGACAUUAUAAAAAUUUUGGUCAGCUUCAGAAGACUUUCUUUGUGUAAAGAAAUAAUUUCUCUGCAGACUCCAUCAGUUCCACUGCAAGAUAUCCAGAGGGGACUCUCCUGUUUUAAAACUGCAAGUAGCAUGAUGAGACUAGGGACUCAAACCACUAGGGACUAAACCACUCUCUUCUCUAUGUUAGACUAGCUGGUAAAUAGAAGACUUUGAGCCAGUCAAGAAAUUAAAGUGGUUAUUAAAAUGACAUUAAGAAUUGCAGUGUAGCAAACUGAUCAUUUUUUUUUUUUUAAAAAAGACAUUUUCAAAUACAGUCACCAGUUUUCAUUAUUCUAUUUUAUUUACCUUGGUGAAGCACCUAUAUGUUUGGUGCCCACUGAGCAGUAGUUGCUGUAGCCUAUCUUCAUGGUUGGCUGCUAUAACCCUGCUCAGUUUUGGUUUGUCAGCAUCCAUUUAGCUGGUAUUUUCCAGGAAGUGCUUAUUUUACCUGUUUCCAAAUUGGAAAUGCAUGUUCAAAACAUUCCGUUUGGCAAAUGGGAAACAUCCAUUUGCUUUGGGCACAGUGGGGACGAGUUGCAAGUCCUUGCAAUAUCUUCUUGAUUUAUUUGCUACUGUCAAAUUUUACCACUCUCACAUUUUAAUUCAAGGGCAGAGCUAAAAGUGCGUGCGUGCGUGCGUGCGUGUGUGUGUGUGUGUGUGUGUGUGUGUGUGAUGUUCUGAGUCUGUGUGGGACACAGGAAGAGAAAAAGGCAAUAAGAAGUUGAUACCUAUUAAGAAGAAUGUUCUAGGAGAAAUCAAUGUUUAAUAAACUGAUAUUUUUUUAAAGAAAUGUUUUUAAAACUUUGGUUUGCAUCAGAAUCCUCUAUAGAUACUUUUUAAAAUAUGAUUGCCUGAGCACCACUCUUAGAGACUUUAAUUCUGGAGGUCUAGGCUGUGGGCCAAGGAUCUAUAUUUUUAAUGAACUCUUCAUGUGAUUCUGGUAAUACGGCCUGGGGCGAGAAUGACUGUUAAAAGACUGGCAACACAGAAACAUUUAUUCUCUUUAAAAAAUAAAAAAAAAGCCAGUAAACCAUUGAGGUGAUGGGUGUUUAUAAAUAGUCAAGUGUGGUUCUUUAAAUUGGAGGCACUCUUCCUAUUGUGCCAAAAUUGUCUUUUCAUUUCUUUUGAAAUAUGUAAGAUUAUUUCAUACUUCUAUGUUGCCUUUCUUUGAAGGCGCUUGAAGCACUUUAUAAGCAUGAAUUGCCACAACACCUCAUUGAGGUGGGUAAAUAGUGCUUUUCUAUGUAAUAAACCUGGAGUAUAGGGAAUUUCAUAACUGAGUUUAUCUUAUUCAAUAACGAAAUAAUGGGGCUCCAAAGUGCCUUAGACUUCUGCUCCAUACUCAAUCUUCUGGAAAGUUUUCCGUACCUCAUUCUUUAGUAACUGUCAAGGUUAGUAAAUAAAAUGAGUGACAUUAAAAAAAAAAUGUGUUUUGUGUUGAAAGUUCCUUCUUGCCAAUAUUAUAUUCAGGAAAUCCAAUAACCUGAAAAGGUUUAACUUUUAUGACUACCCACAUUCAUCAAUGUUGUUAAUUGUCCGAAUGCAUCUUCACUGUGUCUGCUAAUGUCAUCCAAUGUGUGCAUUAUCCAUUGUCUAGGGAAUGAAUGUUCAGAUACAAUAAAAUAUUUUUGUUUGUUUUGCAUCA
Pteropus alecto (black flying fox) is the source of this 4090-nucleotide messenger RNA. RefSeq names its product solute carrier family 16 member 9 (gene SLC16A9). The record is from RefSeq and is a predicted model, not a curated record. Gene Ontology annotation, molecular function: monocarboxylic acid transmembrane transporter activity. Lineage: Eukaryota; Metazoa; Chordata; Mammalia; Chiroptera; Pteropodidae. Gene Ontology annotation, biological process: transmembrane transport; monocarboxylic acid transport. The coding region runs from base 664 to 2196 and encodes 510 amino acids. The transcript has 6 exons.